Moesziomyces antarcticus is the source of this 2754-nucleotide messenger RNA. RefSeq names its product heat shock protein hsp98. Gene Ontology annotation, molecular function: ATP binding; ATP hydrolysis activity. Lineage: Eukaryota; Fungi; Basidiomycota; Ustilaginomycetes; Ustilaginales; Ustilaginaceae. Gene Ontology annotation, cellular component: cytosol; cytoplasm. Gene Ontology annotation, biological process: cellular response to heat. The record is from RefSeq and is a predicted model, not a curated record. The coding region runs from base 1 to 2754 and encodes 917 amino acids. The transcript has a single exon.
AUGUCGUUCGAAUUCACAGACCGAGCCCAGUCCUCCGUCUCGGCAGCUCUCCAGCUCGCCAAGGACCACUCCCACCCACAGGUCAGCCCGGCGCACCUCGCAUUAGCGCUGCUCACCGACGACACGUCCAACUCGCAGGGCGUACAGUCCACCAACGAGUCGAGCCAGUCGCUCUUCAAGAGCAUCUGCACAAAGGCGGGCGUCGACAUCAAGAUCCUCGAGGACAAGCUGCGCACCGCGCUGCGCAAGAUCCCAUCCCAGACGCCGCCGCCCGACGACAUCAGUCUCUCGAGUCCGGCGCUCAAGGUGCUCAAGGAGGCCGAGAACCAAAAGAGCACCCAGCGCGACGCCUACAUCGCACAGGACCACAUCCUUCUCGGCCUCAUCAACGACAACACCAUCAAGCAGCUCCUCAAGGAGGCUGGCCUCGCCAACGAGCAGCUCAUCAAGACCGCCAUCACUCAGGCAAGAGGCGGCCGCCACAUCGACUCCAAGAGCGCAGAAGCCGGCUACGAUGCGCUCGCAAAGUACUGCACCGACCUCACCCAGCUCGCCGCCGAAGGAUCCCUCGACCCCGUCAUCGGCCGCGACAACGAGAUCCGCCGCGCCGUACGUGUCCUCUCCCGCAGGACCAAGAACAACGCCGUGCUCAUCGGUAGCCCCGGCGUCGGCAAGACCGCCAUCGUCGAAGGCCUCGCACAGCGCGUCGUCGACCGCGACGUCCCACCCAACCUGCUCGGCAAGAUCCUCAGCCUCGACGUCGGCGGCCUCAUGGCAGGCGCAAAAUACCGCGGCGAGUACGAGGAGCGCGUCAAGUCGGUGCUCGCAGACAUUGAAAAGAUGACCGCCGACGGAACCCCCUGCAUCCUCUUUAUCGACGAGAUGCAUCUGCUCAUGGCCGGCCAGGGCAGCUCCGGCGGCGGCAUGGAUGCGGCCAAUCUGCUCAAGCCCAUGCUCGCGCGCGGCAAGCUUCGUGUCAUCGGCUGCACCACCGCCAACGAGUACCGUCAGUACAUCGAGAAGGACGCUGCGCUCGAGCGCCGCUUCCAGUCCAUCCUGGUCAACGAGCCCAGCGUCGAGGACUGCAUCGCCAUCCUGCGCGGCAUCCGCGACAAGUACGAGGUACACCACGGCGUGCGCAUCCUCGACGCCGCCAUCGUCUCGGCCGCGCAGCUCGCCAAGCGCUACCUUACCGAUCGUCGUCUGCCCGACUCGGCCAUCGACCUGGUCGACGAGGCGUGCGCCGACGUGCGCGUCUCGCGCGAGACGGUGCCCGAAGAGGUGGACAGGCUGGAGCGCAAGCGGCUGCAGCUCGAGAUUGCGGUGCAUGCGCUGUCGCGCGAGAAGGAUGCGCAGUCCAAGCAGUCGCUCGACGAGACUCGCAAGCAGAUCCAGGCGAUCGACGACGAGCUCGCACCCAUAAAGGCGGCGUACGAGGCGCAGAAGGCCAAGGGCGACGAGAUCAACAGCGUGCGCCGCAAGAUGGAGGAGGUGCGCGCCAAGAUCGCCGAGGCCGAGCGCAGGUACGACCUCGCCACGGCGAGCGACCUCAAGUUCUACGCGCUGCCCGACCUCGAGACCAAGCUGCAGCAGCUCCAGGCGGCCGAGCGCCGGCGCGAGGAGGAAGGGCGCGAUGCGGACAACAACGCCGUGACGGCGGAUGCGAUCGCGAGCAUCGUGUCGCGCUGGACGGGCAUCCCCGUGUCGCGCAUGCUCGAGUCGGAGAAGAACAAGCUGCUGCGCCUCGAGCGCACGCUGGCCAAGGAGGUCAUCGGCCAGGACGAGGCGGUCAAGAGCGUGGCGCAGGCGAUCCGGCUGUCGCGCUCGGGGCUGGCGGAUGCCAAUCGGCCCAUCGCAUCGUUCCUCUUUGCCGGAUCGUCGGGCUCGGGCAAGACGCUGCUGAGCCGCACGCUGGCCAAGUGCAUGUUCGAUUCGGCCGACGCCAUGGUGCGCAUCGACUGCAGCGAGUUUUCGGAGAAGCACUCGAUCUCGCGCCUGAUUGGUGCGCCUCCGGGCUACGUGGGGCACGAGGAGGGCGGCGUGCUGACCGAGGCGGUGCGUCGCAAGCCGUUUAGCAUUGUGCUUCUCGACGAGAUCGAAAAGGCGUCGCGCGAGUUUGUGCAGCUCUUCCUGGGCGUGCUCGACGAAGGGCGCCUGCAGGACAGCCAGGGCAGACAGGUGUCGUUCCGCAACACGAUCAUCAUCAUGACGUCCAACCUGGGCUCGGCGUACAUCAACGAGGCCGAGGAGGACGAGAUGGGCGAUGCGACGCGCCAGCUCGUCAUGGGCAGCAUCAAGGCGGCGCUGCCCACCGAGUUUGUCAACCGUAUCGACAGCAUCGUGGUCUUUAGCAAGCUCUCGCGCCGCAACGUCAAGUCGAUUGUGGAUGUAAGGCUGCGCGAGAUCGAGCAGCGCAUCGUGGCCAACGGCGGCAAGUCGAAGCUCGUGCUUGAUGAUGCGGCCAAGGACUUUUUGGUGGCGACUGGAUUCUCGCCCACGAUGGGCGCCAGGCCGCUCAACCGGUCGAUCCAGCAGGAGCUGUUGUCGCCGCUGUCGAUCCUCAUUCUGUCCGGCAGGAUUGACAUCAAGGAGGAUGCAGAGAUUCGAGUGCGCUUCGACAAGCACCGCAACGGCCUGGUGGUGGAGCCCAACCACGAGGCGAGCACGGCCAAUGGCGCCGACGACGUGGCCAUGUCCGACAGCGACGAUGACGACGACGACUAUGCUCGCAUCGAGGAGGAUCCUCUGGACUGA